GUCAGGGCGCAGUCAGUAGCAGCUCUGUCCUUUUGGUUGAAGUAGAGGAAUUGGACAUUUCUUUUGAUCUGGCGAAUUGUGUGCGUUAAUAUAGACGGAAAACACGACGUCAUGCUAGUACGAACCGUCUUCAGAUUUUCACAUCAGCUCAAAGUGCAUGGGUCAAGAUUCACUGAGGACCUUAGUUCAUUCUCCCCUAAUUUGUCAAGUUGCACCUCCGUCUGCCUGUCUUGUACACGAGAUCCUAGUUCAUCGACGAAUAUGCCUGAUUAUUUUGGAUCAUUCCAGUGAAGCGAUGAUGAACAGGAAAGCAAAGCAACAAGUGUAUCCCAAUGAGGCUGUAAUCAUCAGUCCUUUGGACAGACUGCACACAAUCGAGAAGAGGGAACAUGACAAGAGAAAGGUCAUCUUCCAGCGGGCCUCCGGAACCAUACUGCCACAUGACACGAGAGGCCAGAGUUUUGCUAAAAACCUCAGGAAGGACCCAUUUAACUGAUGAAAUCUGUCCAGAAAAUGCAGAUAACGAACAACAACGGUUGUCCCACGCCGGAAUUACUCGCAACAAAGUCGUAAUGCAUUCGAACGUGUAAAACAGUAAAAACUUCAUCAUCCCAGGCGCAUUGGGACAGCGACCGCCAAGGACUAACUUACACUGUGCUGCCCCAUAGAAGUGGGAUACAUAACGAGGUACAGAGGACGUAAAAAAACAAAGAGGAUUGUGCAGAGGAUAGAUUUGCUUAUUUGGCUAAACUCUAUUAAAGUUUUAGAUCCUCAAUCAAGCUGGAGUUGUAACUCGAAGAAUCAACUCUUAAGUCUGUUUUACCAAUCGCAUCUUUCCUUGGAUGGCAGAAUUCAAGCAAAACCCCACAAAGAAGAUUCCCAGCGCUUUGUCUGUUGAUGAGUGCAGAAGCCACAAGAAGAUCCCGCUGGGAUUCAUGCCUCCAAAAGAUCACGUACUGCUUGCCCACUGCCCAGUAGAGCUUGAGGAGUUCCACUUCAACCGUUUGAGCAGACGGGGACGUGUGGCAAUUAUCAGUUUGCUCAAACUUAAUAUGAGGCAGAUAACGUUCUGGUUUCAGAACCGGAGGAUGAAGCAUAUAAGAAGACUGCAGGUCAAAAAGGAUGCCUCUUUUGCUGGACAAUCUCCAACCAAAAGCCAACCAUCGCCUCUGCAAAUAGACAGAUUCUUUCAAACUAGUGACCGAACCUUUGCAGUCCUGCAGACUUCAGAGGAACUGCUCUGACCAGGUUUAUCAAACACCCUUCCUGCUCUUUUGUACCGAAUCUUGCACCAGUUGAAUUUCCUCGAUUUGUGAAACGAUAUCGCUUCUCUUGAGUAUCCUGAAUAUGAGUGGAAGAUUUAUGUGUGGCAUCCACAUGUGCAAAGUCCACCCUGACAUGUUAUUCCUCGAAGUAUGGCUAUUCAGCCUUACUAGCAUUCUCUGUCUUCUGGACAACCGCGUCUGUCCAGAAACAUCCAAUCGGCGAGGCAUUCGAGCUUUCCUGAGUUAGCAACCGCAACAACGACCUUUCAGCACUUGUCAUUAAAAUAAAGCUCCUUUUUUGCAAAUUAUUUAAUGCCAGAUUCAUGUAAUAGGCUAUUUACAAAAUUAACGUUAAUGGCAAAUAAUUGUAAAUUAUUGGGAUCAUUAAAUACAUUUUAAAUGACCAUGCGCAAAAAUUUAGGCUAAUUAAUUUGCGGUUUUAGUGCGUGAGAUUUGUCUUCUUUUUUAAUGGCUUCUAAUUCAAGGUGUUUCUCGUGAUGUUUGGGCAAAUUAAUUUAAUCAGCAAUUUAAAGGUCUUUGCUGAAAAUACCUUUGUCCCAACGGAAUGAAUAAUGCUUCCCUUAUGUUACAUGCAUGCAGUAACCUAAUAAUAAAAAUUGACGAAAACUUCACUUUGACGUUUUUAUGUUUGAACUAUAAACUGUCGAUUUACACCAAAAUCUAACUUCAGUGGCGGUUCUGGCUUACUUGGUGCCCUAGUCGUGAUCCGACGUGGCGGCCCCCUUAACUUCCCAACCCAAAAGAAAGAAAGCCAUGUUUCUGGAAUGGCAUGAGGGUGAGUAAAUGAUGAGAGAAUUAUAUACGUGUAUGUGUGUGUGUGUGUGUGUGUGUGUGUGUGUAUAUAUAUAUAUAUAUAUAUAUAUGGCAAAUUAUAUUAACAUGUACAUUAUAUAUACAGAACUUAAAUUGCACAAUUAAAUUAUAAUCAAUAAAUAAAGAAAAUGUCAGAUAACUUACAGAUUGCUGCUUGUGCUAUUACACAUAAUUCCUAAUUUCAAAUUUAACGCUACCCUCCUAGUUUUCACUGAUGCAAAAUCAUCAAUGACUUUGUCAAAUCUGCCCAGCAAUCACAAGGUUGAUUCUUAUUUUCUCAAGACCACUGAGCUGAUCCUGUGUCACUGUGUACCUAUAAUGUUGAUUCUGGUUAUCUUAUGCUUGUUCAGAAUGUAAGAAUGCAUUAUAAACAUCUACAAUCCUAACCAUUUAAAGAUUUUUAGGCUGAGUAGCCUGUCAGGAACAAUUCGGGGCACCUUUCCGAUCACGCUCUACGGGCUUACACCGCGAUCUUACGAGUUCUGUGGGAGGUGGCGUGAUUUGGGGCACCUCUCUCCCAUGGCGAUAUUGCUAGCUGGGGGUGGGGGCGGGGUGGCACGAUUUGGGGCACCUUUCUCGGGAUGGGAGAAAGGUGCCCCAAAUCGGUGGCAAAAAAAAAAAAAAUCAUGAUUUCUACAAGCUAUCAAAUUUAAAAUAAAAGCCAUAUUUAAGGGGAAAAAAUGAAUUAUGUGGGCCCUAAUGUGUUGGAAAAUAUAAAUUAAAAGAUGUUUAGAGGUAUCUUUAUAUGCUUGCCCUUUAUAGGGUUACAUUAAAUAGAAAGAGAGAGAGAGAGAGAGAAACAGAGAGAGAGGGAGAUAUAAAGCCAAAUAAAUCUCGGUGGGCCACUGCUGCAUAUGGAGGGAGGGGGUUAGUUAUUUCAGUUAAAUUAGGGAUUACGCUGCUCCGAGAAAAAACAAAACAAAACAAAACAAAACAAAACAAAACAAAACAAGAAACUACCUCAGAAAAAAAAAGAAAAAAAAAAAGAAAAGAAAAGAGUUGUUUUAAGGUUUAAAAUCUUUAUCUUAGCAGUGUGCAUUGCAGCUAUAAAUACUGUUUUGGAGUCCUAAUUCCCCCCCAGUUUACAGUAGCCUACGUUGUUGCUUACAUUUAUGCCUCCAGUCACCGUCACGAACACAGUGUAAAUUCGUUUUUAUCAUUGCUCUUGUCGCUUUAAUCCACAUUAGGCCCACCGUGCGAUUUACACAUUGCGAGUUUAUCAGACUGAUGGGUGGAUUCGAUUGAUGUGCUUGUCAUGUAAAUGUGAAUCGUUUGAUGGACACCUGCAACGCCCAGAGUGCUACUGCAGGUCGCACAUUAUUGGUGCAAAAUUAGUCACAUGAUCUGUCACUUCACUGAUAUGAGCUGAUAGAACUUUGUGUGGUUUGACAUACUGCUUAGAGGUUGUAGGGUCACUGAGACCACACAUCAGCGCAUAUUGACCUGGCUUAAUCAAUUUUGCUUGGCCAGUCAACAAUGAAUUCCUACUUAGAUUAUACGAUUUAUAACCGUGGUGCUAACACGUACAGUACGAAGGUUGGGUGUUUUCCAAUGGAGCAAGAAUACUUGUCAAGUGUUUGUGCAAAUACAAAUAGUAACACUCCAGAGGGACGGCCAGUCGGAGAGAGCACUUUUACACCGGCCCCGCACGAAACUCAUGGCGCAAUUUAUGCGCAACUUCAGUCGCAGCCAUACCACAUCAACAUGGACAUGGGGAAAACUGGACACAGCCAUUUUUGCAAGCAAACCCGACCUCACUCGGAUUAUGGACAUCAACACGUUCUCACUCAAGCAGAUGACCACAUGCAUCUUCAGUCCCCUGCUUUUUCUGUCGUUAACAUGGGAUCAAACAUGGGAACAUACAAUGAAUCUAACUGCAGGCCAGGAUCGGUCUCUGCAAGCCAUUAUCAGUCCUAUACCUAUGGAGAACACGACGCUCAGGGUUAUGGCUCAUUCAACAAGUACCAAGUCACUGCUGACAGUGACAGCGACUCCAAGACGAACAUUAAACAAGCGCCAACGUUUGACUGGAUGAAAGUCAAGAGGAACCCCCCUAAAACAGUGAAGGUCUCUGAAUAUGGGAUGCACGGCCAGCAGAAUAUCAUUCGCACCAAUUUUACCACCAAGCAGCUCACCGAACUUGAGAAGGAGUUCCACUUCAACAAGUACCUCACCAGGACGCGCAGAGUGGAGGUGGCCGCCACCCUCGAACUAAACGAAACGCAGGUUAAAAUUUGGUUUCAAAAUCGCAGAAUGAAGCAGAAGAAGCGCGAGAAGGAAGGAACAUCCCAGGUCAUUAAACGAGCGACUCUUUGCUCUACUGGUCAAAGCGCAGACAACUCAAACUCUUCAUCCCCGGGAGCUUCGCCUACCUCAGACUCUUUCGCUGCUAUUUGAGAUUUGUGUGCCUAUAUGUGGCAAACGAGCUGUAUAGGCUACUGUUAUAGGAUGUUUCAUAAUCGGGCUGUGGAGAACUAUUUAACUUAUUUUGAUGUCGUAGACAAAGCAUUAAAUAAAAGCAAGCCUAAUCAAUUUAACUGCAUCAGAGCCACAUAAAUCAUGGUUCAAAUGCUUAACAUGCAAAACAGGGUGUAGGCUUAUUAGUCAAAAGCAAUAUUUUUUUUAUUUUAUUUUUUUGUCCUGGUCAUCAUGGUGAUGUCUUAUUUUGCACUACAGAUUCAUGCCUCUGUUGAAAGAGAGUACAAAAAAGAAUGUAGAAAUGGUUGACACAAGUAUGUAUUUGGAAACCAUCAGGCUUAUGAAGUUCUGAUAAAUAAAUAUUUUAUUUUUCCGAAAUACGUUUGUGGAUUCAGUCUGACGAAAACACUUUAGAUUAAGGAACGUCAAUUUAUUGAUUCUCUUUUAAUCAAAAGGCCCUUCACGAUGUUUGUGGGACUGUGUCCUUUGUCAUAGGAUGUCGAAAUACAAUGGAGCUAAUUUAAAUCAGUGUUGCUCUAGUCUGUAUAGUUUGACAAGAGGAAUGUUGCAUUACACACCAGGUGGCUUCCUAUGACCUUUU
Molecule: messenger RNA, 5118 nt
Organism: Myxocyprinus asiaticus (Chinese sucker)
Lineage: Eukaryota; Metazoa; Chordata; Actinopteri; Cypriniformes; Catostomidae
Product: homeobox protein Hox-B6b
Exons: 5
Coding region: 3576-4496 (306 amino acids)
Biological process (GO): regulation of transcription by RNA polymerase II; anterior/posterior pattern specification
Cellular component (GO): nucleus
Molecular function (GO): DNA-binding transcription factor activity, RNA polymerase II-specific; RNA polymerase II cis-regulatory region sequence-specific DNA binding
Source: RefSeq, a predicted model, not a curated record